AUGGAGGGGCGGCACCUGAGCGUCACAGGGUUGCUAAUAGUGCUGAAGCGAGCUAGCGCGAAUCCUGAAGUGGAGUCCGACAAGCCCGACGACGGGUUGCUGAACGACGGGGCGUUCUCGCGUGGCGCGUCGCCGGGACCGGGCCGCUUCGCGAACGACACCUCGUACCUGGAGGCCCGCCUCGCAGAGUCCGGGGCGGGCGGCCUCGGAUCGCCCGGGGCGGCGUUCGGGACCGAGGUGCGGUCGCGCGUGUGCAGGACGCCCCUCUGCCGCGGCGCCAUCGACGAAUUGCGUGCGCUGCUCGCCCCCUGCCCCGGCGGCGCCGGCGACCGCGGCAGGGCCGCGCGCCUGGUGCGCGCCCUGCGGGACACCUCGGGCAGCUGCGCGCGCGUGCUGCUCGGGGAGGCAGAGCCGUACACUGUGCAAGCGGACGCGGUGGUGCAGGGCAUCAACACGAUCAGCAAUGAGGAUCGCUGGAGGCCCUGCGCGGACACAUGUUCGAAGGCAUCGCCGACGCGCUCAACUUCUCGAGGAGGACCACGCGGCCGCACCGACCUGAGCCGGGCCGCCGCCGCCUUCGGCUACGCCUCGCAGGUCACUGGCCCGGGCUACUCCACCGCGGACCUGCGGGUCUCGGUGCAGGUGCAGCCCGCAGCGGUGGGCGCGGGCGUGCCGGCCCCGCACCUGGGCUCGCUGGACGACGCGCCCGUCACCCAGAAGAGCAUGGCCUACGUGCCCGUGGGCCUGGAGGGCAGCCCGUGCUCGGGCUGCACUGUGCCGAACCUGCAGAUGCUGUCCGUGCAGCCUGCGUGGAACGCCUCCGACGUCGACCCCGCGUCGGAGAUCCAUGUCACUUUCCAGGAUUUCGUGGAAAAGGUCCCGCACAGGGGCGCGAGGAUCCGCGUCUUCCCCACGGCGCUGCGCUCGCUGUGCGAGCGGCCCGACACGCAGUUCCU
This is a messenger RNA of Prorocentrum cordatum, 956 nucleotides long. The record is from the annotation of a GenBank genome assembly. Lineage: Eukaryota; Dinophyceae; Prorocentrales; Prorocentraceae.